Messenger RNA from Mesorhabditis spiculigera, 1641 nucleotides. NCBI's taxonomy places the organism in Eukaryota, Metazoa, Nematoda, Chromadorea, Rhabditida, Rhabditidae. The record is from the annotation of a GenBank genome assembly.
AUGGCCCCCACUAUCUACCAAAUGGAAACGGCCCAGAAGCUCUACAAAAAAGUUGACGGCCAGCCACCAGUUCAGCCACCAAUCGACGAAAACUUCCGCUUGGCCACGCUGGACCCAGAGACGGACUGCUUUGCCGGAUACGGAUGCGACAAUCACUACAAGAUACUGGGCGUCGUCGUUAUUGCCCUGCUGGUGUGCCUCGUCUACACCGUGCUCUACGCACUCAGGCGCCGAUGCUGCUCUCCUUCCGGGAUAUUCCUUGUCCAGCCGGCUGAUGGUGACCAGCAAAAACUUCUCGACAAUGAGAGACUCCCCGUAUCUGUCGAAGAAGAUGAGGAUGGCGCCAAAAAUGUUGUUCGCGUCAUCGAGACGACCGAGAUUGAUGAGAUCGGGCUCUGCAACCCUUCACAUACCGAUGAAGCCGAUGCGGGCAACAAGCUAUUCAUCUCCCAUGGCGUCGAGACUGAAACAUUAGUUAACGCGCAGACAUUUUAUCAACUUGUCUACUGGCCGGUCGUACAGAAGCGGAUGGGCGACGUCGAAUGCAGCACGUCCGGGAACGUCAGAUUGCGCAAGGGUUACAUCUUCGGAAAGCGAUGGAUUGUUGGAGUGAAGCUCGGUGAAGGCGGCUGCGGUACCGUUUACAAAGUCAGCGAUAAGAAGACUGGUGACAAGUUUGCUUUGAAGACCGAGUCAAACAAUAUCGAAGGAGGAAGUGUUCUGAAGCUAGAGGCGCAGGUGCUACGCAAGCUGGAGGGCAAGCUGCAAUUUCCGCAAAUCCGUUGGGCGGGCAAGCGCACCAAGUUUUCGUACGUCGUCAUGACGCUGCUCGGUGACAGCCUCCAUUACCUGCUCAGGCUGCAUGGCUCCCGGGUCAACACGGUCUCCACCCAGAUUCGCGUGGGCAUCCAGCUGCUUCAUGCCUUGAAGAUGAUGCAUGAUGCCGGUAUCGUUCACCGUGAUGUCAAGCCCGCCAACCUCGCGAUGGGGCAUCAAGACGGACCCCAGGCCCACAUUCUGCACAUCCUCGAUUUUGGCCUUGCUCGAGACGGCACCUCCCGCUACUGCUCCAUUAAUACCCACAAGAAAGGCGAGCAGGGCCGCGCUGAUGAUUUGUGGUCGAUGAUCUACUUGAUGGCCGAAAUGCGAUGCUCGCUUCCAUGGGCUCGGAUGCAGGAAAAGAAAGAUGUGGAAAUCUGCAAGGAGAAUACCAGCGACGACGAUCUUUUUCCAAGGCUCCUCUCCAAAGUCACGGCCCAUCUGCGAACCCUCGGCUAUUACGACCGCCCGGACUACCUUUACAUUUAUCGCAUUUUCAACCAGAUUCGAAUUGAUGAGAAAAUCAAUUACGAUGAUCUAUACGACUGGGAAGAGGCGGUCAAAGGCGAACCGGCGCAGCACAAGGACUCUGAAAAGGUGGAGCGCGAGAUGCAUGCCGCCACAAAAGACCAACCGCCAUCCAGACAGGUUGGGGAGGCAUCUUCGACCAGUGUCUCGGAAAACUCGACCGAGGCUUCGAAGACGGCGAGCAAUGAGAAGCUGACAAAAGAGGAUGAGUUGAACCUCUCGGACACGCAGGACGACCCGGAGAUGUGGGGCGAAUUCCCGGUCGAGGACUAUGCCCGCGAUCCACUGGCUCGC